AUGUUUGGUUGUAUUGUAGCUGGAAGACUGAUCCAAACCAAUCUUCAACAAGUUGAUGUAAACAAAUAUAUUUUUGAACUUCCCGAUGCAGCUACCGUGAAUCAUAUCGUAGUAUUCCUACUUGGAACAAUUCCUUUUGAUCCAGGUUAUGCAGCAACCGUUCAUUUCUUGUGGCCAGGAAGUGAAAGCGGUUGGAAAUUGUUGGGCAUGCUAUCAAAUGACAAGCCAAGUGCGAUUUUUCGUCUUCGCGGAACGAUUAUUCCGUCAAGUGGGCAAAACCCGACAUUUGGUACCAGAUUGAUUACGAGUGGCGCAAUUUCACUUGAUUCCAACGUAUCUUCGGUAACAGCAACGUUGGGAAUUUCGAUUGAACCAAUCUCUGUGAUUGAAGCGCAAAUUGCAAAUUUGCCACCGCAAAUCAAUUCGGCAAGUUCAGAAAGUAUUGGUCAGGAAAUUCAUUUAUAUCAGCAAAAGUGUUUCAAGAUUGGUAUGACGGGUAUAUGA
Molecule: messenger RNA, 504 nt
Organism: Funneliformis geosporum
Lineage: Eukaryota; Fungi; Glomeromycota; Glomeromycetes; Glomerales; Glomeraceae
Source: the annotation of a GenBank genome assembly